AUGGGGGUCAGGAUGGACGAGAGUGGCGAGCGCAGGAGGAGGCGGAGCAGCCCAGUAAUUGAGUAUCUGACCAUUCCUAGAUAUGGACUGGCAAGCCCAUUCAAAGGACAUUUAAGUACAAAAAGUAAUGCUUUCUGCAUUGACUCCUCCUCCCGCAGACUCAGUAAUCAGUACCUCAUCAGGGAUCACAUGGCUGUUCACUACAAUAAAAUACUUUCAGCCAAAGCUGCUAUAGACUGUUCAUUACCAAAAAGCAGAUUAAAUAGCAUAAAAUUUUCAGAUCAGCAACGAAGAGAGAAACUGAAGAAAGAGGUAGAAAAAUGUGAGAAAGAGAUGAUUUUAUCUCAACAGGUAUCCCGAUCUAGUUCCAGGGAGAGUAGAAGACUGCUAUCUGCCACCUACAGGAAACCUACCCCUACACAGGUUUCAUCAGAACCAGAAGACAAGGAACCCUUAAGGACACCAUGUGAACAGCAGUAUGGGUUGGGCUCCCUAUUGACUCCAGAGAGGCAAAGUGCAAUCCUUCAAAGUAAAGAAACAAAUAACAAAAAAGUUGGUCUGAAAAUCUCCAACUUCUCAGUUGAAAGCUCAGGCUCCAGCAUUUCAAGCCUACAAAAGUUACAUUCUAGAGUUUCCUGUAGUUCUUCUGACACUUCAGCAAGCAAACAUUCUUCAAAAGCCCAAACUCCUGACUCCAAAGCAUGCAGUGUGGAUCUCCUCGACAAGCAUUCCCAACAUUUUACCAGUGGUCAGCAGCCGUUCACUCCAAGGACUUUAAAGUCGGAUGCGAAAUCCUUUCUUUCACAGUACAGAUACUACACCCCAGCGAGAAGGAAAGUAAGGGAGAAUCUAAGGCAACAGAUGGAAGCAGAAACGCAAAUCGAAAUAAGCAGGUGA
Molecule: messenger RNA, 897 nt
Organism: Protobothrops mucrosquamatus (brown spotted pit viper)
Lineage: Eukaryota; Metazoa; Chordata; Lepidosauria; Squamata; Viperidae
Product: spermatogenesis-associated protein 7
Exons: 6
Coding region: 1-897 (298 amino acids)
Biological process (GO): protein localization to photoreceptor connecting cilium; microtubule cytoskeleton organization; photoreceptor cell maintenance
Cellular component (GO): rod photoreceptor outer segment; ciliary basal body; photoreceptor distal connecting cilium
Source: RefSeq, a predicted model, not a curated record